Messenger RNA from Alligator mississippiensis (American alligator), 3390 nucleotides. It is a transcript of the gene GALNT1, whose product is annotated as polypeptide N-acetylgalactosaminyltransferase 1. Bases 962 to 2641 code for a protein of 559 amino acids. The record is from RefSeq and is a predicted model, not a curated record. The transcript is spliced from 14 exons. NCBI's taxonomy places the organism in Eukaryota, Metazoa, Chordata, Crocodylia, Alligatoridae. Gene Ontology annotation, cellular component: Golgi apparatus.
GGAUUUGGCCCCGCCCCCUCCCCUGCCAGCGCUGUGAGGGAGCUGCCGCCGUCGCCGCCGUCCGCGCCAGCCAUGGAGACGCGGCACUGAGGAGGCUCCGGAGGCAGCGGCGCCGCCGGGCGCGGGCGGUGAUGCGGAGCGGGCUCCGCUGUGCGCGCGGCUCUCAGUAGCGGCGGCCGACCUCCGUCGUCGUCCUCGCCCCCCGGGGCAGCCCCGAGCGCAGGCUUCCGCGGGGCACGAGCUGGGGCCGCCCCCUUGGAGCGAGACCAAGAGGACCACCCUGCCUGACGGGACACAGGAUUAUGAGGGUAUGGGCAACCCAUACGUCUAUACUUGGCAAAGACCUUGUAAGGGAACAUCUUGAGAGGCUAGACAUCCAAAAAUCAGCGGGUUGAGAUGAAAUGCACCCAAGAGUGCUAAAAGAGUUGGCUGACAUCUUAGUUUGGCUGUUGGUGUGGAUAUUUGAGAACUUGUGGCGCUUGGGUGAGGUUCCUGAACACUGGAAGAGGACAAAUGUAGUGCCUGUCUUCAAGAAAGGAAGAUCCAGGGAACUACAGGCCAAUCAGUUUGACCUCGAUUGGUGGACAGAUCUUUGAGAAAAUUAUCAAAGAAUCCAUCAAUAACAGGCUGACAGAAGGCUCCAUUCUGAGAGACAGCCAACACGGCUUUGUUACAGGGCAGCCUAAAAGGCUUGUGGAUGGAAAUCUCUUCUUUCACAUCUUCUGCACUGAUGUCAGAGCAGCCUAGUCCAGUCUGCCAUUUUAUGGUUCCUGCCACCAGCUCUCUACAACAGUGCAACAUUCCAGUUUUUAAUACCUACCACUGCCUGUGUUAGUGGACCAUCCAAAUGGCUGUAAACCUGCAGAAAAGAUACAGAACGUGGUCUCAAACUGGAUUGGAGCAGUCUUGUUGACUUUUUUCUAUUUAUGUUUUUUUAUUCUUGUAUUUGACUUAAAGUGCCAUGAGAAAAUUUGCAUAUUGCAAGGUGGUCCUUGCCACCUCAUUGGUUUGGGUCCUUCUGGAUAUGUUUCUACUGCUUUACUUCAGUGAAUGCAACAAAUGUGAUGAGAAAAAAGAGCGAGGACUACCUGCUGGAGAUGUUCCAGAACCAAUACAAAAACCCCAUGAAGGUCCAGGAGAAAUGGGAAAGCCUGUUGUCAUUCCUAAAGAGGAUCAAGAAAAAAUGAAAGAAAUGUUUAAAAUAAAUCAGUUUAAUUUAAUGGCAAGUGAAAUGAUUGCACUGAACAGAUCUUUACCUGAUGUCAGGUUAGAAGGGUGUAAAACAAAGGUAUAUCUGGACAACCUUCCUACUACAAGUGUUGUUAUUGUGUUUCACAAUGAAGCCUGGAGCACACUGUUACGAACUGUUCAUAGUGUGAUAAACCGGUCACCACAGCACAUGUUGGAAGAAAUCGUACUUGUAGAUGAUGCCAGUGAAAGAGAUUUCUUGAAGAGACCACUGGAAAAUUACGUGAAAAAGUUAAAAGUUCCAGUUCAUGUGAUUCGAAUGGAGCAGCGUUCUGGAUUGAUCAGAGCCAGAUUAAAGGGGGCUGCUGUUUCCAAAGGCCAGGUUAUUACCUUCUUAGAUGCUCACUGUGAAUGUACUGUAGGAUGGCUUGAACCUCUCUUGGCACGGAUUAAAGCUGACCGGAGAACUGUAGUGUGUCCCAUCAUUGAUGUAAUUAGUGAUGACACCUUUGAAUAUAUGGCAGGCUCUGAUAUGACCUAUGGUGGGUUCAACUGGAAAUUGAAUUUCCGCUGGUAUCCUGUUCCUCAGAGAGAGAUGGACCGAAGGAAAGGUGAUCGGACCCUUCCUGUCAGGACACCAACAAUGGCAGGAGGCCUUUUUUCAAUAGACAGGGAUUACUUCCAAGAAAUUGGAACAUAUGAUGCUGGAAUGGACAUUUGGGGUGGAGAGAAUCUAGAAAUUUCCUUCAGGAUUUGGCAGUGUGGGGGCACUUUGGAAAUUGUAACCUGCUCACAUGUUGGACAUGUAUUCCGAAAAGCCACUCCUUAUACUUUUCCAGGAGGCACAGGGCAGAUUAUUAACAAAAAUAAUAGGCGGCUUGCAGAAGUCUGGAUGGAUGAGUUCAAGAAUUUCUUUUACAUAAUUUCCCCGGGUGUUACAAAAGUUGAUUAUGGAGACAUAUCAUCACGACUUGGGCUAAGACGCAAGCUUCAGUGCAAGCCUUUUUCUUGGUACCUAGAGAAUGUUUAUCCUGAUUCCCAAAUUCCACGCCAUUAUUUCUCUUUGGGAGAGAUAAGAAAUGUGGAAACAAAUCAAUGCCUGGAUAACAUGGCAAGAAAGGAAAAUGAAAAAGUUGGAAUUUUUAACUGUCAUGGAAUGGGUGGCAAUCAGGUUUUCUCAUAUACAGCCAACAAAGAAAUUCGAACAGAUGAUUUAUGUUUGGAUGUCUCCAAACUUAAUGGUCCAGUAACAAUGCUCAAGUGCCACCAUCUAAAAGGCAAUCAGCUUUGGGAAUAUGAUCCAGUGAAAUUAACCCUGUUGCAUGUGAACAGUAACCAGUGCCUAGACAAAGCCACUGAAGAAGACAGCCAGGUACCCAGCAUUAGAGACUGCAAUGGCAGCCGCUCACAGCAGUGGCUUCUUCGCAACGUUACGCUUCCAGAAAUAUUCUAAGAGGUUUUAAAAAGAAGAAUAAGAUUGACUGGGCUACCUCGGCAAAUAUUCUGGCUACGUCCUCAAGUAGCGGAAAAAGGGGGAGAUUUCUGUUCUGCAGGAUGCAAGGUUCAUCAACUGUUAGAACUCCAGCUUCUGUAGCUCUUCAGUUGCUGUGAACCAGCCUUUCCUGUGUAAGAACACAAAACAACCAUGCAUACUAGUGAAACUGCACCCGCUGAUGUUUACAAGAUUUGAAAAAGUUUCUUCCAUCAGCGAAUCAUUCUAGAGAAUGUUUAGACAAUGGAAACAUAAUCGGUGCUCUCUGGAGAUUUGCAUAUCGUUGUAGUUUGCUUGCACAUCAGUAACCUUUGCUGAAAGUGCUGUUGUAAUGAAGAGAUUUCCAAGCAUUUUUUCUCCUGGUUAGUACUGGUAACCAGCCUAUCAAAUAUAGAUUAAGAAAAGAAAGUAAAUGGAACAGAGAGCUGGACAUCAGAUUCACUAUUACGAAAUAAGAUUUUUACAGUCAGAAACAUGUAAAACAGGGUUUAAUGGAAACUAAAUCAGAACUAUGAAAAGUACAAUUUCUUAAAGUAUCAAAUUUAUAUGUAGAUUUUAUACCUCAGUGGGGGCAAAAAUAACAAAGUCAAAUGACAAUUCUUUCUGUUUUCGGUUAUGUGACAGUCCAUGGAUAUUUUUUCCCGGUGGGUCUGAAAUUAUUUUGGGUGCAGGCAAAAUGAACUUAAAUAAAUUUGGUUCUUUGAACGUUG